AUGCUUUUGAAUCUAUUCUCGAUUUUAGUUCUCUGAACAACUGUGCGCCGUGUUGUGCGUCUCCGAUCUCCAGCCUCCUCUGAUUGCACAAGAUGGACCAUUCUCACUUACUGUCAAAUACCGUGCAGCUUUACAAGCCUGGAUUGGUUGGAAUCUUUGGUCAGAUUGCGAAGGGAUUCCCGGACCCAAUUAUAUUAGCCGGUGGAAUUCCAAAUCCUAUAUUGUUCCCAUUCAAGAAUAUGACAAUCACAACGAGGGACGGACGAGAGAUUAUCAUCGACGAGUCCUUGAUGGCCGAAUGCCAACAGUACGGGACUGCAAUGGGACACGGACCUCUGAUGGAGCAGCUCAGGACCCUGACGAAGAGACUCCACGACCCCCCACGAUGGCGAGAGAGAGAGAUACUCGUCCUACCGGGCUCCCAGAUGGGCAUCAGCCUCGCUCUCAAGAUGUUGGUCAACCCCGAGGAUUUCGUCAUCUUCGAUGAACCGGUGUACUAUGGGGUUCUAGCCUCGUUGCAGUUUCUUCGCCAUCAAGUUGCUACUGUCAAGUGUGAUUCUGACGGGAUGAGACCAGAUGACCUAGAAGAGGUGUUGGAGAAUUGCAGGUCGUCCUCGAAAGGGAAGCCUAAGGUCUUGUGCGUGAACCCUUCUGGGAAAAACCCAAGCGGUGUUGUGUACAGCGAAACCCGAAGGCGCCUCAUAUAUGAGAUAGCAUGCCGUCACGAUCUCAUCAUUCUGGAAGACGACCCUUACUAUUUGCUGGAGUUUGGCGAGACUUUGUCAACAUCCUUCCUUCGCCUGGACACUGACGGCCGAGUGAUCAGGUUAGACUCCUUCUCGAAGAUCGUCAGCGCAGGAAUACGACUUGGCUAUGCAACAGGACCCAAGGGUCUCAUAGACAAGAUGAGACUGCUGCUGAUUUCAUCCGUGAUCCAUACUUCCUUAGUAGGCCAGGUUUGUGUAAGUAAGUGGCUGGAUACUGUGGGCAUAGACGGCUUUCUGGAAAAUGCCAAAGGCACAGCAAAGUUCUACAAGGACAGAAGAAAUCUCGCCGUCAAAGCUGCAGAAAAGCAUCUGAAAGGCUUGUGUGAAUGGAACGUACCUGCUGGAGGAAUGUAUCUUUGGCUGAAGGUAACGGACGUUGCUGACACGAAAAAAUUAACUCUUGUCCGUGGUCCCGAAAAAGGAGUCCUAGCCCUACCGGGUUUGGCGUUUUUCGUGCACCAGGACAGACCAACUCCAUUCCUGAGACUCUCCUAUGCUGGCAUCGACCCCCACAAAGUGGACGAAGGCUUCAAGAUGCUCGCCGAAGCCAUACGAGAGGAGAUGAAGGAAGAGAAGAGACGGACAUCUCUCCAACCCUUGGCGGCUCGGUACCGGCUCCUCUUCAGCACGAUGGAUUAUUCCAGAUUCUUCGCAUCAAUUAUGUCCAAAGUCGACUCCCACGGUAUCUGGAACGAACUUGACAGGAUAAACAAUCCAGAAAAACCAGCGCCUUUUGAAAUGCUGUACGGAAAACCGAACCCGGCGACCUUUCCGUUCGUGAAGGCCAAAGUGACCCUGAAGAAUGACCAGAUAUUCGACAUCAACCCUGAAGUGAUGGCUGUGCUUCAGCAGUACUGUAAUGUCAGUGGAUAUCGGCCCCUGGUACAGCAUAUUCGAGCCUUGACGGAGCGAGUUCACGAUCCCCCCCUGUGGGGCGAUCGCAAGGUGAUCGUCACGACAGGAGCCCUGAACGCCCUUAGUAAAAUCUUCGAGAUGCUACUCGACGAAGGGGACACGGUCUUCGUUCCGAUGAACUGCUAUCAGGGAGUCAACGCCGCGGGAGCGCCCCUUCAACCGAAUUUCUCAAGCAUACAGACAGACAGAGGAGGAAUUGUCCCCGAUAGCCUCCAACAGGCUUUGAUUGACUGCCAGAAAUCCAAGGGUGUCCCAAAGUUUCUGUAUGUGAAUCCUGGAGGAAGCAACCCAGAUGGAACUGUCCUAAGCGAAUCCAGGAGACGAAGGAUCUACGAUCUUGCUUGCCAGCAUGAUAUCCUUAUUGUUGAAGACGACCCUUACUAUUUUUUGCAGUUUUGUGACGAGGUUCCAUCCAGUUUCCUUCAGUUGGAUACCGAAGGUAGGGUCCUACGCUUGGAGUCCUUCUCGAAGACCCUUGGCGGGGGAUUGAGGUUGGGUUUCGCCAUAAUACCAAACCACUUUGCCCCGACUCUAAGCAUACUGUUUCAGGAGUCUAUCAUGCACACUUCGAUGUUUCCACAGGUGCUGGCCAGCCGUUUGUUCGACACCUGGGGUCUUGAUGGUUAUUUGAAGGAAACUGAAAGGACACGGGAGUUCUACAGAAAGCAAAGAGACAUGGCACUCCAAGCUGCUGAGAAGCAUUUAAAAGGGUUGUGCGAAUGGACAACGCCAUUGGGCGGCUUCUUCCUGUGGCUCAAGGUCCCGAAACUCAAAGAUACCAGGAACCUGCUGCUAGAAUGUGGCAGGGAGAGAGGCGUGGUGUUGGUGCCUGGCUGCGGCUUCCUCGCGGAUCAUAGCAAGCCGUCGCAAUUCAUGAGGGCGUCCUACUCGAAAGCAGAUGGAAAGGAUUUAGAUAAGGCAUUCAGGAUACUAGCUGAAGCAAUCCGAGAGGAGAUCAAGAAAGAAGAAUCGAAAUGACAUAUCGAGGUGCAGGAAAUGCAUUUAAAUCUUACAUCCAUCGAGAGCUGGACACAGGAAUUCGUCCACACAACGUCAAUAUAAGAAAUCAAACUCUAUUUAACAGACUUUAGAGCGUUAUUGUACAGCUCGCCAAUACCCCCCUUCAUUUUACUGUACCCCUGCUAUUUCAACCCAGUUGUCAGGUGGAUGUUCAAUAUCCAGUGCAUGUGGUUCAGAUGACCAAAUAAUUUACUUCAAAUAACUAAUA
This is a messenger RNA of Macrobrachium nipponense, 2910 nucleotides long. RefSeq lists its product as uncharacterized. NCBI's taxonomy places the organism in Eukaryota, Metazoa, Arthropoda, Malacostraca, Decapoda, Palaemonidae. Bases 93 to 2660 code for a protein of 855 amino acids. Gene Ontology annotation, molecular function: L-kynurenine:2-oxoglutarate transaminase activity; pyridoxal phosphate binding. The transcript is spliced from 21 exons. Gene Ontology annotation, biological process: biosynthetic process. The record is from RefSeq and is a predicted model, not a curated record.